Messenger RNA from Symbiodinium necroappetens, 1587 nucleotides. NCBI's taxonomy places the organism in Eukaryota, Dinophyceae, Suessiales, Symbiodiniaceae. The record is from the annotation of a GenBank genome assembly.
AUGCGCGACUUCGACUUUCCCGGCCGCUCCGCCGUACACGCCACCAACGGCGCCGUCGCCACCUCCCAUCCCUAUGCCAGCCUGGCCGCGCUCGACGUGCUGCGCGCCGGCGGCGGCGCGGUGGACGCGGCCAUCGCGGCGGUGGCGACGCUCUGCGUGGUUGAGCCGCACAUGACCGGCAUCGGCGGCGACUGCUUCGUGCUCUACGCGCCCAACGGCGGCGACGCGGUGGUCGGCCUCAACGGCUCCGGCCGGGCGCCGGCGGCGGCCAGCCUGGAGACGCUGCGCGAGGCCGGGCUGAGCGAGAUCGAGGUGACCUCGCCGCACGCCGUGACCCUGCCCGGCGCGGUCGACGCCUGGUGCCGCCUGCACGAGCGCUACGGCCGGCGCGAGCUGGCGGAGCUGCUGGCGCCGGCGAUCGGCUACGCCCGCGACGGCUACCCGCUGCACGCCCGCGUCGCCAGCGACUGGGCCGAGCUGGCGCCCAAGUUGCGCCGCAACGCCGAGGCGGCGGCCGACUUCCUGCCCGGCGGCCUGGCGCCGCGCGAGGGCGACCUGCACCGUCAGCCGGCCCUGGCCGACACCCUGGAGCGGAUCGCCCGGGAGGGCCGUUCCGGCUUCUACGAGGGCCCGGUGGCCGAGGCCAUGGUGCGCAGCCUGCGCGAUCUGGGCGGCGUGCACAGCCUGGAGGACUUCGCCGCGGUCGCCGGCGAAUGGGUGACGCCGAUCGCCAGCGACUACCGCGGUCACCGCGUCCACCAGAUUCCGCCGAACAACCAGGGCGUGGUCGCGCUGGCCAUGCUGAACAUCCUCGAGGGCUACGACCUGGCCGGGCUGGCGCCGUUGGGCGCCCUGCGCACCCACCUGGAGAUCGAGGCCGGGCGCCUGGCCUACGACAUGCGCAACCGCCACCUGGCCGACGGCGGGUCCCUGGAGGUGCCGCUGGAGCGGCUGCUGUCCAAGGACUGGGCCGGCGAGCUGCGCGACAAGAUCGACCCCGAGCAGGCCUUCGCCGAGAUCCCCGACCUGGGGCUGGCGACCUCCGACACGGUCUACGUCACGGUGGUCGACCGCGACCGCAACACCGUCAGCUUCAUCAACUCCCUGUUCCACGGCUUCGGCAGCGGCAUCCUCUGCGGCGAGGCCGGGGUGAUGUUCCACAGCCGCGGCGCCAGCUUCCGCCUGGACCCGGCCCACCCCAACCGCCUGGCGCCGAACAAGCGGCCGAUGCACACCAUCAUGCCCGGCCUGGUGACCCGCGACGGCCGGGCGGAGAUCGGCUACGGCGUGAUGGGCGGCGACUACCAGCCCUUCGGCCAUGCCCGCCUGCUGACCAACCUGAUCGACUACGCCAUGGACCCGCAGGCCGGCCUGGACUGCCCGCGCGUCUUCGCCCUGGGCCAGCGGGUCGAGGUGGAGAAGUCGCUGCCGGGCGAGACCCUGGCCGGACUGCAGCGCCGCGGCCACAGCCUGAGCCUGGCCGGCCAGGCGCUGGGCGGCGGCCAGUGCAUCCGCAUCGACCACGCCCGCGGCCUGCUCACCGCCGGCUCCGACCCGCGCAAGGACGGCUGCGCCCUGGGCUACUGA